UGUCUGUCAGCUGUACUUGGUCGGGGUUUUCCAGUGCCUCGCGCGCUUGUGUUAAUUAGUUUAGCGUUUAUCGUAGUUUAGCGGAAUUAAAGGGAAAAAAAUAUGGAAGCCGAGCAGAUAACGGAGCAAUUAAACCGGUCUUUGAGUAUAAAUGAUGCGGACAGUGAGGAGCAAUAUAACAGGUUCAGGCAACAAGGAAAGGAAGCUGCUCAGCGAGGCGAUCUAGAACUUUCUCUACGUUUUUUCCGCAAAGCGUUUGAUUUGCAGCCGAGUGACAAAAUACAGAGUCGAAUCCAUCGAUUGGAGGAAGCCAUAAAGGAACUGAAUGCAUCGGAGGAAGAUGAGGAGUUUGUGGAUGUGGUCAACAGUGGAUUGAUGAUGUAUAAAGGACUACACGAUCAGCUGUAUGAGCACCAGAAAGAGGGUGUGGCCUUCCUGUACAGCCUGCACGGAGACGAGCGGGGGGGUGGAAUCCUUGCUGACGACAUGGGCCUGGGUAAGACGGUGCAGGUUAUUGGUUUCCUGUCGGCUAUGUACGAUGCAGAGCUGAUCAAGCACACGCUUCUCGUCAUGCCCACCUCCCUCAUCAAGAACUGGCUAAGUGAAUUUGAGCGCUGGACGCCUGGUCUUCGUGUCAAAGAGUUCCAUGGCACCAACAAAUCGGAGCGUAGCCGAAACCUGGAACGAGUCCAGCGAGGGAGUGGCGCUAUCGUUACCACUUAUCAAAUGCUAAUUAAUAACUGGCAGCAGCUGGCAUCGUUUAGAGGGCAGGAAUUCUUUUGGGAUUACAUCAUCCUAGACGAGGCGCACAAGAUCAAAAGCUCCUCGACAAAGACCGCAAAGAGUGUGAGUGCAGUUCCGGCACGGCACCGCCUACUGCUCACUGGCACGCCCGUCCAGAACAACCUGCGGGAGAUGUGGGCACUGUUUGACUUUGCCUGCCAGGGUGCGUUGCUGGGCAGUGCCAAGACCUUUAAAGCAGAGUAUGAGAAUCCAAUCACACGUGCGAGGGAGAAAGACGCCACGCCUGGAGAGAGAGCACUCGGGCUAAAGAUCUCACAGAACCUGACCGAGCUCAUCAGGCCGUACUUCCUGCGCAGAACCAAAGCUGAAGUACAGAACAGGAAGCAGCUUGCACACCGAGCCAAAGAGGAAGAUAAGGAACAGGAAGUGCAGAAUCGGAGUGUCAGAGUGAACGAGAUCCCAUCUCUAACGCGCAAGACGGAUCUGAUCGUGUGGACGUACUUGAGCGAUGUUCAGGAGGAUAUCUACAGACAGUUCAUCUCUCUGGACCAUAUUAAAGAGUUGCUGACCACCACACGAUCGCCGCUUGCAGAGCUUACGGCCCUCAAAAAGCUCUGUGACCAUCCCAGAUUGCUCUCUGCCCGAGCUGUUGCACAGCUUGGACUUGGGGAAGGGUCAGGUGACUUCCACAAGGAUGAUGGCCAAUCAGCUGCGAGCAGCAUUGUGGGCGUGACUGAAGAGACGCUGAUCGGUGAGUCGGGAAAGCUGCGUUUCCUGUUGAGUCUAAUGGAGAGUCUGAGAGAUGAGGGCAAGCGCACACUCAUCUUCUCCCAGUCCAGGAAGAUGCUGGACAUCAUUGAGCGUGUGUUGACCAACAGGAAGUUCUGUCUGCUGCGUGUGGACGGCACAAUCACUCAACUUGCUGAGAGAGAAAGACGCAUUGCUCUCUUUCAGACAGACACGCGCUACUCUGUCUUUCUGCUGACCACGCAGGUGGGCGGAGUCGGUCUCACCCUCACCGCUGCCAACAGGGUGGUGAUCUUCGACCCCAGCUGGAAUCCUGCAACGGAUGCACAAGCGGUAGACCGAGCGUACCGUAUUGGCCAGAUGCAUGACGUUGUCAUCUACAGACUCAUCACCUGUGGAACUGUGGAGGAGAAGAUCUACAGACGACAGGUGUUUAAGGGUUCUUUGAUCCACCAGACGACAGGCGAUAAGAAGAACCCGUUUCGGUACUUCACUAAGCAGGAACUGAAGGAACUUUUCACACUGGAGGACACGCACUCCUCUUCCACUCAGUUGCAGCUGCAGUCACUCCACUCAUCUACGUGUUGGUCUGACCCUGAGCUGCAGUGUCACAUUUCUGCUCUGAAGGACAUGAAUGUGUUCGGUGUGUCCCGUCACGAUCUGCUGUUCUGUAAUGAGGAGGAUGAGGAUGCGCUGCAGGAUGAAGAGACUCAUUACAUAGACCAACGUGUGCAGAAGGCGCAGGAGCUCGUCCAGGCAGAGUCGCAGCUGCACGGCCUCAGAAUGGACGGCGUGAAUCAGAAUACAGAACCCGCUUGGCUCCGGCUGUCACGGCAACAGCGCCCGGACCAACAAAAAGAUGCACCCCCCUGCCGUAACUCGAGCCCACCUGCCGUGGUGGAUCUCACCUGCUCAGGAUCGGAUGAGCUGGAGAUGAUGAAUGUGGAUGGAGGGAUGCAGGUGAAGGGCGAGUGUGUGAUCGAUUUAUCUACGCAGUUAACAGAGAACAGUUUUGUUGAACAGGUAUUGAAGAGCGUAAACGAUGGGCAGAGUUUAAUCGUCGAGAAGUCCGAUCGUAUGUACUCUCGCUCGAAUCUGAUCGUACAUGUCUCUCCCUUUGAGCAAUCGGACUCCUCUGUAGCUCUGCUGGGGACGGAGUCGAUACCCAAAGCGUUUUCAGAGGUGGAGUGGGGUUCACCGAAGGCCUGUGUUGAUGCUGACUCUGAUGCCUCUAAAACUCUGAGGGUAGGGUUAGAUUCAUCUGUACCACCAACAGCAGAGUUGGAUUUGUCGAAAUCUAUGGCUGGUGUGGAGUCUGAUUCAGAAGAACUGAUGGGGACAGAGUCUUUCCAAGGGAACUUUAAUCUGCUGCUGGAGGACAGUGCAGAGCUGCUCUCAGAGGAUAAAGCAGAGGAGGUGGAUCAGGAAGUGGUGGAGCUAAGUACAGGGGGUGAAGACUUCCAGCUGCAGAUGGAUGACACUAAAGAGAGGCUUAAUGAGAGUAACUGUGAGGGUGUGGGACAGAAGCCGGUGGUUUCUUCGCCAGCAGACGAGUCGUUCCUCUGGCCCACCAAAAAGAAAAAACUGCGUGUCAUCUAUGAUGAGGAAGAGGGGCAUGAAGAAGAAGAGGUGGAGAAACCUGUUUUGGCUAGCAGUCCUUUAGCUGACAGCUUCAAUGACCUUGGAUGUUCCACACCCAAAUCUAUGCUGAGUAACGGCACCAGAUGCAUGAACAUAUCGAUCGCAUCACGACGCUCCCUGGUAGAGUCACUGCUGCAGGACAUGGAGGAGGAAGGGGAGGAUGAACCAGAGGUGGAGGGCAGCUCUGAAGGGUUAGUGCUUUGGCAAGCAUCUGAAGCCAGUGGAACAUAUGCUGAUGAAUCGGUGUUUGAGGAGGCAGAGCCUAAUGGAGAAACCCUAUAUUCAGAACACAUGAGUGAAUGUGAGGAGGAAGCAGAAGGUGGUGGAGUAAAGGGUUGCACUGAUGAAUCCACUGAUGUUGAACUGGCCUCUAGUGAAGUUUUGGAUCAGUGUGCGCCCUCUGAAGUGCAAAAUCUGAGUCCGAAUAAUGUCAAACAUCCAGAAGAAACGUUUGACUCUCUGGUGCAUUCUGGGAAACGGUGUUUGGCUGAAGGCAGAAAACGGGAAGCACUGGACUUUUUUCUAAAGGCUAUCGACAUCAACACUGGAGACACUGAGAUACAACUGCUCAUCAUCCAACUGUACAGACAGCUGAGUCACUGACAGAUGCACGCACUCAUCCAACUGUGUCGAUAGCGGAGUCAAUCUCGCAUGUGCGUGCACACACGUUGUGGUGGUAUUAUGCUGCUUCCUUGUGUGAGUGAAUGUUACUGGUCAGACACACAUGAGCAGCUGAUUUGAUGUGAGCAUUUUUCAUUCCUGCUUUUUUUUUUUUUUCAACUCUUUGUAAAACGUUUUGAAUAAAAAUGCAUUUUGGAAUUUAAUAAUGUUGUAUUGCAGCUUUGCUCAAGAGUGUGUUUUAGUGUUGGUUAGUGGGGGGGUGUUUUCAGGUAAAAACACUAGAUGGCAUGAGUUACACGGUCAUUUAUGAGAGCUGUUUAGAAAUGGGCCUAGAUUUGAUGAGUGCUGUACGAGGACUGUUUUUUCUUUUUGUACGUCAUAGCAAGCACAGAUCAUGUGUGUGGACACAAGCUCUACCCACAAACCCCUUCUGUACGUUAUAUGGAUAUAACUUGGCCAGCUCUUCUAAUUUACAUUAAACAUGCCUUAAUUAUGCAUAUUUUCAAUAAUGAGCAAAUUGCAGUAAAGAAUUGACUAUAACGAUCUGUGAAAAGUAUAUCGUCCAAAAUGGAGAGAAGAAAAACAAAUUUUAGUGAAGCUCUGAUUGUCUGAUCUUACUGUAAAUGGAAAGAUUUAUGCAUGUGUGCUGUAUUUCAUAAAUCUGUCAUUGGAUUAAAAAAAGUUUAAUGGA
Neoarius graeffei (lesser salmon catfish) is the source of this 4444-nucleotide messenger RNA. RefSeq names its product excision repair cross-complementation group 6-like (gene ercc6l). Bases 103 to 3735 code for a protein of 1210 amino acids. NCBI's taxonomy places the organism in Eukaryota, Metazoa, Chordata, Actinopteri, Siluriformes, Ariidae. The transcript has 4 exons. Gene Ontology annotation, molecular function: protein binding; DNA translocase activity; ATP binding. The record is from RefSeq and is a predicted model, not a curated record.